Molecule: messenger RNA, 858 nt
Organism: Dibothriocephalus latus
Lineage: Eukaryota; Metazoa; Platyhelminthes; Cestoda; Diphyllobothriidea; Diphyllobothriidae
Source: the annotation of a GenBank genome assembly
AUGGAGGAAGGCACUGUUUUUGCCUCCCAAGGCAUUGGUGGGUAUGAAAGAGGCGAACUCAAUGGAAGUACUGAGCAGAAAGAAAGUGGCAGUCAGUACACGAUUCAGAGUGUUAUGCAUUUUAUACAAUCGGAAUGGCGGAGGAUGGAGCUGCAACAAUCACAGUGGUUGAUGGAACGUUCCGAACUUCGAGCUGAAAUUGCAUUUCUUAAAGGGGAGAGGCGUGGACAGGAAAACUUGAAGCAGGAUUUGAUCAGAAGAAUAAAAAUGCUGGAACACGCAUUGAAAAAAGAACGUGUCCGUUACCAGGAGUUAAAAACGUCUAUGUCUUCUGGCCAGGAUCACGUUGCGGACGAAAAUGCGAAAUCGGGGCUCGAUUUCGGCCCCGAAAACCUUAAGGACUAUAAGCACAUUCUUGAUCCAGGUCAGCAGCUGGCGCGCUGCACCGAACAGGCAGCGCAGAGCAACGCUAAAUGGCGCGAAAGCCGACAGAGGCUGACACAUUUCUUACAAGAACUCGGCUAUACCGAUUCUGUGUUAGAAGUACGGCAGAGCCGUGUACGCCAGCUUCUCUGUGCCACUGGUAUCGAAGUUUCAGAUCAAGGCCAAUUGGAAGCAGUCAAAAAUGGCGUUCCAUCUGACCGAGAGUCGGUACACCUUCAGGAUACUGAGGAAGCUGUGAUGCGUACUUUUGAUUUUCUGGAAGCCAUUCCGAAGGAGAAAAGUGACGAAAAACCGGCCGAGCUUAAUGUUGGUGACGCCGAUGCUUCGUGGCCGGAUGACACGGCCGGAAAGUCGGCUUCAGAGGUCGCCUUCAGCAACCAAAGCAGUGUUCGUCACCAUUUCACCAUCCUGUAG